GACGUCCGCAGUCUCUACGCUCAGAUGUCGGGCCGCGAGCUGGACCAGCCCAACGCUCCGAUCAGAACCAGUCUGGACCGGAUCCUGAGCCACAUCCGGAGCCACUGGGAGGCGCUGACGGAGAGGAACCGGGCCGAGACCGACUGCUACCUGGACGGCAAGGAGGCACAGUGUGUAAGUCUGAGUCCUGAGGAGCAGCAAGUGGAGGCUCUGAAGGCCGAGUGCAGCGACACCUGCUGUCAGAUCCAGAACCUGCAGGCAGAGAGCGAGUCCAUCAGAGCACUGAGGCGGGGUCUGCAGAGCUCCCUGUCCGACGCUCAGCACUGGCAGCAGGUGGAGCAGCAGAACCGGGCCUCAGUGGUUCUGCAGCUGCAGGCGGAGUUGAGCGAGCUGCAGGAGGAGAUCCAGCAGCAGAGACGCCUCUACGACACGCUGCUGAGCAACAAGCAGCGCCUGGAGAGGGACGUGGGCGUGUACCAUGGGGUGCUGGACGGGGAGGAGAGCCGCUUCACACCGGUUUCAGGUCUGCACUCAGUGCCAGAGGGAGACUCCAGGACUGACUCUGCAGAACCUCCAGGAUCCUGAUCCCGGAGGACCUCCAGGACCCUGAUCACUGAGGACCUCCAGGACCCUGAUCCCUGAGGACCUCCAGGACCCUGAUCCCUGAGGACCUCCAGGACCCUGAUCACUGAGGACCUCCAGGUCCCUGAUCCCUGAGGACCUCCAGGACCCUGAUCCCUGAGGACCUCCAGGACCCUGAUCCCUGAGGACCUCCAGGACCCUGAUCCCGGAGGACCUCCAGGACCCUGAUCACAGAGGACCUCCAGGACCCUGAUCCCAGAGGACCUCCAGGACCCUGAUCACAGAGGACCUCCAGGACCCUGAUCACAGAGGACCUCCAGGACCCUGAUCACAGAGGACCUCCAGGACCCUGAGUAAAGUAAUAAAUAUAACUGAAUACAGAUAUAUUAAUAAAUAUAUAUGAAUAAUGAAAGUGAGACCGGUGAGGUGUUCAUGGGUUCCUUGUUCCUAUAUUAAAUAUUGAUAUAUUAUAUACACACCUUUCACUGAGUUACCUGGGAGACAAGGACACCUGAACGCACCGCUAAACCCAAAGGAUUGUGGGAAACUGAGUUGCCCUUUGACCUGUUCAGUGAUUCUGAAUCAAUCUGAUAUUAUAUACACAGUCAAAUAUAACAUUUAUAUACAGUGAUUGUAUGAGGUGUAAUUAUUGUUAUUGAUGGUUUCUGAUGAACAAACCGCUGCUACUGGAUAUUAAAGAAACUUUAAAGAUA
This is a messenger RNA of Gymnodraco acuticeps, 1295 nucleotides long. RefSeq names its product beaded filament structural protein 2, phakinin (gene bfsp2). Lineage: Eukaryota; Metazoa; Chordata; Actinopteri; Perciformes; Bathydraconidae. Gene Ontology annotation, biological process: intermediate filament organization. The record is from RefSeq and is a predicted model, not a curated record. Gene Ontology annotation, molecular function: structural molecule activity. Gene Ontology annotation, cellular component: intermediate filament.